UUUGUAUUUCUCAGUUUUAAUUAAUUUCACUGUGAAAGUAACUAACAUCGUGGAAUGUUACACAGGGCUUCAGACUUGUACUUUGAUUCUUUGGAACGAGCAAAGUAAUGGAAAAUAGAUAUUAAGGUGGAGACUGAAUCCACUAGGACUACAUCAGAAUCCAGUUGCAGGCUGUUGUGAAUCAUUGGGUUCCGUAAAGGUCUGGGAAUGUUAUGGCCAGCUGAGUGACUAUUAGCUUCUCAGGAAGGUCUCAUGUCCUUGUGGAGAUGAGCUGUUGUGAGCAAGGCGGGUGCCACACCUGUCACAUUGCAAUGAAUGAGGAUGCUGUUGUUGAAGAUGGGCCACCGUCAGCUGGAGCGGAGCCCCUCAUGCAUCCCGCUGGGUACAUAGUGUCUGCUAUAGCUCUCUUCUUCAUUGGAUUCUUUGGAUUCUUCUUCAAUCUCCUGGUUAUUAUCCUCAUGUUCAGAGAGAAGCAGCUGUGGACACCGCUAAAUGUAAUUCUCUUCAACCUGGUGUGCUCAGACUUUGCUGCAUCCAUCCUGGGGAACCCCAUUACCCUGACCGCUGCUCUGGCCCAACACUGGAUCUUCGGCCAGACUGUGUGCGUUAUAUAUGGGUUCCUCAUGUCAUUAUUAGGUAUAACAUCGAUAACCACACUCACUGUGCUGUCCUUUGAACGGUAUGUGAUGAUCUGCAGGCCUUUCCAGAAAUAUAACUUGAACAGGAGCGGGGCACUCAUUCUGGUGUGUGCCAUCUGGUUAUAUGCUCUGUCUCUCACAGUACCUCCUCUCAUUGGCUGGGGUGCCUUUGUUCUUGAAGGUGCAAACAUCAGUUGUUCUGUUAACUGGGAGAGUCACACAUACAAUGCAAUGACAUACAUCAUGUUCCUGUUCACCAUGGGCCUCGUGGUACCAAUUGGCAUCAUUCUGUUCUCCUAUCUAAAUAUCAUCAGAACCAUGAGACAGAGCACCUUGGAGGCAGGACGUGUCACCAAGGCAGAGACCAGAGUUACCCUCAUGAUUGUAGUGAUGAUUCUGGCAUUUCUGGUGGCAUGGAGUCCCUAUGCAGUGUUGGCUCUGGUGGUUGCUUUUGGCGACUCAGGUAUCGUGAGUCCAGGCCUUGCUGUGGUUCCAGCUAUCAUUGCCAAGUCCAGCUUUUGCUACAACCCACUCAUAUAUGUUGGACUGAACACCCAGUUCCAGUUGGCAUGGAAACGACUCCUUGGUGUUCAUGUGACCGUUGAUACUUCCCAUGGUGUGGAUGGGGAACACACGAGUGGCACUAAUACAGAAAGUGCUUUGGAAGGGACUCCAUCUGCAAGGUUCAGAGGGUCCAAGUUUCUCUCUUUCAUAUUCAAAGUCCCAGAUCAUGAUAGUAUUCAGUCUCUGUCAACGUGUGCAGCAACGACUGUAACUAUUGGCACAUUACAUGAAGUUAAGGAGUGUAGUGGACCAGCAUUAGUGGAGAACCAGGAGAAGGGAGAAGCAAGUGCUAUGAGAGAAGGACAGGAAGGGCCAGUUGCAGUAGAACAAAGAGAAAUAAGAGAUGAUAUGCAGUCAAACAGCUUUCAAGAGAGCAAAGUAGAAUGAUUAUGAAUGUGUAAAUAUGUGUUACAUCUGAAUUCAGUUUUUAAGUAUUCCUAUUAAAGUGUGCAAAUGUAACUGUGUUAUACCUAAUGGCAAAUCAAGCAUGAUCCACAAAUGCACCCUUUUAAAUGAUAGAGUCUGCUACAUACACAAAAUAUUGUUUUAGGGAAGAAUAAUAUUUGACAGCAUAGACAUAUCUUUUGGAAUUUUGCCACUUUCAAUAUCACAACUAAUAAAUAUCCUUUUACACUGUUUUCCUAGCUUUUAUGACCAGACACUCAGGGUUUUUAAAAUUAUACAAAAAAUCAGCAUCCAUAACUAACCUGAUUUGAACUGAGCCUGAAAUGUUACUGUUUAUGCAAGAGCACUUAUAGCAAUUAUGCAUAUGUAAAACUUCAGAUAUUGUAUGUAAAUCUUACUUUGAAAAUGUGUAACAUAACCCCGUAUUUAUACUAAGCUGGCAUAAUUUUACUGAUAUAAGAUCUUAAAAAGGAGGUAGAAUAAAUUUGCCUCUACUUUUACAAAAUUUACUCCUUGCUUGUGUGUGGUACAUAACUCAUGUGUGUAAUUUGUGUUGUGCCAUAGCUCAAGUGGUUAGUUGCUGGCUUUCCACCGCGGCGGCCCGAGUUCGAUCCAGGGUCUGGUCAAG
This is a messenger RNA of Cryptotermes secundus, 2235 nucleotides long. Its product is annotated as rhodopsin. Gene Ontology annotation, cellular component: membrane; photoreceptor outer segment. Gene Ontology annotation, biological process: G protein-coupled receptor signaling pathway. The coding region runs from base 267 to 1589 and encodes 440 amino acids. Gene Ontology annotation, molecular function: G protein-coupled receptor activity. NCBI's taxonomy places the organism in Eukaryota, Metazoa, Arthropoda, Insecta, Blattodea, Kalotermitidae. The transcript is spliced from 8 exons. The record is from RefSeq and is a predicted model, not a curated record.